UUCAAACAUGAUAUGAGAGUCGAUUUAACAAACACGCGUUGUUUUGUGUGAAAAAUGUGUUUUUAAAGUGUUGUUUAGCGUAGAUUAAAGUAAUUAUCAAAAAAUAAGUAACAGUGUUAUUCCGAUAGUGUUUUUAGCAUUAACACAAAAAAAUGAUUCUGAUUUGUUUAUUUAAUAACACUCGCUUUUAAAAAUUACGGCAAAGUAUCUGAUUAAUGAAGACACAUUCGUUUGGAAUUGUAUAAAAUGACGGGGUGCGUUUUUGUUACUGCGUACAAGAAGCUAUGGUACUUUCUCCGUACAUACAUCCUGACGGUGCCGCGCUUCGAUCUGUUCCUGCAGGGGGCGUUGCUGAUCGUAGUUCUGUUGGAGACCAACGUCUACCUGCUGCUGAGAAGAAACGCCGGCACCGGCUUCUUACGCUCUAUUAAUGAAGAUUGGGUAAAACUAGGGUCAGCGGGAGCAGAAUUCAUCCUAGGCGCGGCGCUAGGCUGGUGGGGAAGGACCUGGAGAAAUCUGGCGCUCUCUGGAUGUCUAGGAAUCACAGCUGCGUCGGGACUAAUCGUGCUUGCUUUCCCAUAUGAGGAAUCACAUCCUUUGGCAGUUGAAUUAUGCGGAGGAGGUACAAUUUCUGCGUACUUCUCCACGUCGACAACACCUGAGGAUACAUACGUGUCAGCGCGCACGGCUUUCCUCGUGCUGACAGCGGUGCUCUGCGCACUGACUAAGAUCAGCGUUUGGGCGCACGGUCUCACGUACCUGGAUGACCACGAGCCACAGAACGGACCGUACUUCUAUGGUAAAUUUAUCAUGGUUAUCUAA
Papilio polytes (common Mormon) is the source of this 822-nucleotide messenger RNA. RefSeq lists its product as uncharacterized. NCBI's taxonomy places the organism in Eukaryota, Metazoa, Arthropoda, Insecta, Lepidoptera, Papilionidae. The record is from RefSeq and is a predicted model, not a curated record. The transcript has 4 exons. Bases 247 to 822 code for a protein of 191 amino acids.